UCGGGAACCAGGUGACCGCAGCAAGAUGGCGGCGGAGGCUGCGCAGUAACAACAACACCAAGACGCUGGCGAUGACGUUUCAGUGCAACAAGGACACCGCAUGCCCCCCCCCCCCAUCCCACAAAGCUCCACGAUGCCGAGGGGGUUUGGUACGGCGGAACACAGACCAUAACGAUGCGGAUUAUCACGUUACACCGUCGAAUACUCGAUGUUCUCGAGCACGCAGAAGGAUGCCUUCUUGAACCAUCCACAGAUGUAUGAACCGAGGGGUCCUCCUGUUCUAUAGAUGUCUGGGACCUGUUCAUGGCCUCCAAGAAGAAGAAGCAGAAAGGAAUGGUGUUCCAUCAGGAAGGGGCCACCACCCCGGCAGCGGCGCCGGCCGCGGACCAUCCACCGGCACGCUUCGUUGUCCCCAAACCGGGCAAGGCAAGCGAAGGCGGCACGGAGCCAGGAACCGGUGUCACCCAUAAAGAGGCCGACGCGAUGGGGAAGCCCAAGGUGUACCCAUCUAAAGAAGCCAUCAGGACUUGUGAGGGUCUUCCUGCCGUGAAGCAUCCUGCCGGUCCGGACAACCUAUCGCCUGACAGCAUCCGCGGUGGGAUCAGGGUCACCCUGGACAACAACAGCAUGUGGAACGAGUUCUUCAGAUGCAGAACAGAGAUGAUUCUGACUCAGCAAGGCAGCAGGAUGUUCCCCUCCUGCCGCUUUCGGAUCUCCGGCUUGCAGCCGUCAAGGAAGUACUCGUUGGUCAUGGACGUUCAUCCGUUGGACAACAGUCGUUACAAGUGGAACGGCAAGACCUGGCAAGUAGCUGGAAAGGCAGAAAGUCCCGUUAAGAGUCAACCAUUCGCUCAUCCAGACUCCCCGUCGGCCGGCCAACACUGGAUGCAGAGUCCAGUGUCCUUUUACAAACUGAAGCUCACAAACAACAUUUCAGACCAAGAGGGGAACACCGUCCUGCGUCCGCUGCACCGCUACCUGCCCCGGCUGCAUGUGGUCCAGUCCGACAAAGCUGCUAAAGACAUAAAGCUGAAUGGUCCUAGUGUCGUCACGUUCACCUUCCCUCAGACUGAGUUCAUGGCCGUCACUGCUUACCAGAACUCCCGGUUUUCUCAGCUUAAAGUCGACUACAACCCGUUUGCCAAAGGACUGAAGGAGGAGGGCUCCGGCUCGCUGGGCCUUCUGAGGCUGAAACUGAACUCUGGCAAAGACUCCCACAAAGACGGAGACACAGCAAACAGCGAGCUGCAUCCCGUGAAAAAGAGCUUGAAGUCUCUACUCGCCAACCAUAAACCUAAAAGCUCCAAACCAAUGGACGCAAGGCCUUCGGGGUCAGGUGACCUCCAGAACAAACCCACCACAGAAGAAGAUCAGGCAGCGGUCAGUGGGGAAAGCUUGUGCAGCAAUCCUCGCCCAGCGCAGAAGUUAUUCUCUGAACUUAUUCGGGAGGCUCACGUCUCACUGCACAGAUGCAACCUGGAGCAGUUGGGCAUCAAUAACACCACCCCUCACAGAACUGAGCGGACCAACUCUAAAACCACAGCGUUGAAGAGCAAAGAUGUUCCCAAAAGGGAAAGCAUACCCGGCAGAACACAAAGAGAGACAUCGUCUGCAAAGACAGCUGACACUGUCGUAACAAAGAGGAAGGUUAAGAAGGAUAAGGACCUUUUGAAUUCAUUAAACUGCAAAGACAAAAUUAGGACAGAUUGUUCUGAGGUCAGUAAUGUUGUGACCCAGAACUCCUCAGUGGACUCGGACUCCCAAAGUAAGCCCAAAGUGCCACCAGAGGAAGUAAAGAAGCCUAAACGGCUGGCGCCUCUACCAGCCCUGGCUCUGUUCUUGAAGCAGCAUUCAACAAAAUCCAAAAUGGCCAAGAGCAAAAUAGACCCUCCUGCCUCCGAAGCUCCUGCAGAUCCACCUUCUGAUCGCGCCAACAAAGUAACUAAUUCCUCAAAGGACCUCACUGGAGAGGUCCUCAACCAGGCCUCUGGACACACUGAUGCACAUCUUCAUCCAGAUAAAAUGAAUGUAACUGGACAAGUGGUUGGAACUGCCUGUAAGCCUCCGAGUCCUUUAUGUCCAGAUGCUGUUGUCUCUACAGACUCAAAGACCCUAAGUUCCCAAGAUUCCUUGGUUGUCUCUACAGACCCAAAGACCCUAAGAUCCCAUGGUUCCUUGGUUGUGUCUACAGACGCAAAGACCCUAAGUUCCCAAGGUUCCUUGGUUGUCUCUACAGACCCAAAGACCCUAAGAUCCCAAGGUUCCUUGGUUGUCUCUACAGACCCAAAGACCCUAAGAUCCCAAGGUUCCUUGGUUGUCUCUACAGACCCAAAUACUCUAAGAUCCCAUGGUUCCUUGGUUUUCUCUACAGAACCAAAGACCCUAAGAUCCCAAGAUCUCUUGGCUUCUGUUUCUGAAAGCACAGGCCCCGAGCCGACUGUUACACAAGUGUUACCCAACUCAGAUUUGCAAUUUUGUAAAGCUAGCACAUCUAUAUCUAACAUUUCCUCAACUCUUACUACCUCUUCUGUAUCUCCUAUAUUGUUGCCAGUGUUACCUAACCCUGCCCCGAACUCUCCACCGACGCCAACCAUCCCCGAGUCACCCACGCUACCUUCACAAUCAUUAACCAUGAAGUCGGAUUCUUUGCUCCCUGACCCGGAGUGUUCUUCCUUUGGGUUUGAGCCUUUGUCCCCUGCGAGUUCUCCAGAACCGUUGCCUUCCCUGCCCAUCUCAUUGGCGUUCGACCUCGACGCCACGACUUCUGAAACCACUCCAAAACCAGGACAUCCCGAAGAGUUCCAGCCCUGCGAAGACUCUGCAUCUGUGUUCAAAUGGCACACGGUGUUACCUCCACCGGAGCCGUACGAAGACCCUCCGUUCACAUUUCAGUCCCAGGCUCUCCCUUUAGCGUCUGUUACGCCCCCUUUGUUUCAGUCCCAGACCCCCUCCCACCUUGAACCCCAGACCCAUGACCCCUCCACACCCAUGCCUCCCUCUGAUCCCCCUCCGUCAUUUCAAGAAAGCGAGCAGUCGCUGCCCUUCCCCGCAGAACUGUCCCCCCUCGCGCUUCAGUUGCCGCUGUCUCCAACCUUUUCGUCGUUAGGCGGAGACGGGUUGUCGCCUACGCCUUCGCUCGCCGACCUCGUGCACUUUUUCUCCAUCGAUGACAACCUCGGGAUGGAGGUGGAGUUUGCGGGCACAGAGCCGUUGCAUGGUCCCUCCCCCCCUCCGACUACAGUAGAAGCAAAUGCACCUGAGCCUUCUCAGGAGGUGGAACCGAGCCCCGCCAACAAACCCUGCAAACGCAAGAAGAAGAAGACCCGGCGGCACAAGCUCGCUGAGACGGAUGUAACCCCAGAGGUGGAUGCCUCCAUCUACACCAAGAUGCAGCCUAACCUGGAGGAAGUGGAGGAGCAGUUAUUUAUCUCUUUCACAUCCAAGGAGGCCCUCAAACGCCACGUUGUUGACUCUUCUGAUGUCGCCCAACAGCCGGAGACGGCUCCUGAAGGUCACCUGCAGCCAGGCGCCGGCGCACCGGGAAACGAGACGGACGGGGGUCUGGAGGAGACCAUCGCUGCCUCUGAGAAGAUCCUCCUGAGGGACCUGAAGCUGAUGAGACAUCGCCAGGUGAUCCACCCGGUGCUGCAGGAAGUCGGUCUGAAGAUGAACCUGUUGGACCCGACUCUGGCCAUCGACCUGCAGUACCUGGGGGUCCGCCUGCCCAUCCCCCCCCCCGGAGUCUCUCUGGAGCCGCUGACCCCGGACCUGCUGCCGCCGCCGCCACAGGGUGUUUCUGCAGCGUUCGUGUCCAGAACGGGAAAAACCACCGAUGUGACUCAGAUUAAAGGUUGGAGAGAGAAAUUCACUCCGUCUGAGGCUCCGCCCACUCCGACGCCAACACCAACCAAACCUGAAGGGUCCGACGUGCAGAAGAAGAACCUGUCGGCGUUCUGCAGCGACAUGUUGGACGAGUACCUGGAGAACGAAGGGAAGCUGAUCGACGAGCGCGCCGCCAGCUUCUCUUCUUCUAUGGUGGAGCCGCUGGUGUACCAGCUGCCCACGCGCAGCACCAGCUACGUCCGGACGCUGGACAGCGUCCUGAAGAAGCAGAGCUCACCCACAUCAGACCUCAUCUCUGGGUUCAUCCCCCCCUCCAAGAGACCCAAACCGCCCCCCAGGGACAGGAAGGCUGCCAGAUGUGAGUCGAGUGCAGAUGAGACCAGAUGUGAGACCAGAUGUGAGUCGAGUGCAGAUGAGACCAGAUGUGAGACCAGAUGUGAGUUGAGUGCAGAUGUGAGACCAGAUGUGAGACCAGAUGUGAGACCAGAUGUGAGAUCAGAUGUGAGACCAGAUCUGAACCCCACCCGGAGGUCCUGGUCCCCACAAUCCCGGUCCCGGGUCCCGGCGGUCCCAGUCCCAGCGGUCCCAGUCCCGGCGGUCCCGGUGCCCGCGGAGUUACCCCAACCCUUCACUGAGAGUAAGAAACCAAAGAAACCCUUUAAGGUCCGGUUCCACCACACAGAACCGCUACCGCCGUCUCCAAAACUCAAGAAGAAGAAACCCAAGACCUCGUCCCGGACCCUGAGCCCCCUGAGCCCCCUGGGGCCGCCCGGCGUCUCCGCCGACAUGCCCCCGCUGGAGUCGGACUCGGAGCUGGAUGACGCGGGCAGGAGGCCCGGCGCCCCCCUGAUGACCCGCGCCCUGCUGAGGCAGAAGGACCUGGAGGACGGCGCCGUGUGGGAGGGCCGGCAUCGGACCUGCGUCACCGAGGAGAGGGCCGCCGUCGCUCUGACCUCGCUGUUCACGCUCAAGGGUUUUGUCUCAGAGAACCCGACGGCUCCGAUCCAGCUGGCGGGCAGACGGCCCCCCCCCUGCCUGGGGGCGUGGUGCCGGCUGGGCUGCGUGUGCCCGUCUCUGCCCCCCCCCGUGUGCCGGGGGGGGCACUGCGGGCGCCCCUGCAUGUUCGGCUGCAGCUGCCUCAAACAGAAGGUGGUGCUGCUGAAGAACCUGGACGGGUCGGACUCCAGCCCCCCCGAGCCCCCUGGGCCCCCCGCAGGAAGAGGAAGAGGAGAUGAAGAUGGCCUACGUCCUGAAGGAGGCGGACAGCGUUUCCCAGCCUGCCGAGCGGGUCCGGACCCUGUGGAGGAGAGAGACCCCGACCCAGACCCGAUCCACGCCCCCCCCCCUGUAGCCCGGCCCCGCCGCGCCGAGAGGAGGGAGGAGAGGGGAGAGAGGAGGGAGGAGAGCAGCAGCUGUGCCAGAGUCCGAGGGUUCAGAGGGAGGAAGAAGAGGAAGAGGAAGCAGAUCCUCCAGGACCCCCCAACGGGGACGCCUGGACAUGUGAAGCCUCCCAAAGCUCGGCUGGGGUCUCUGAAGCAGAGAGACCUGACGCUGAAGGACUCAAAGACCAAGUCCUCCACUCUCCUACCAGCGGUCCCCCCGGUCCCCCCGGCCACCGAUCCGGCCCCGAAGCCAUCCAAGCGCCUGGUGAUCGUGGCGGACUGCACGUGGGCGAGCGAUGCCGACCGUAACCACGUGUUGAAGCAGCUGUGCGAGGCGAUGGCUCACGACCGCCUGGGCAAGGCCUUCUGGAUCCAGGACUACCUGAUCAGCCCCCUCACGCAGACCGUGGAGCAGAGCGGCGCCGAGCACUGCAUCCAGUACAGGAUGCACAUCUCCAGACCCAGACUGGAGCGGGAGAAACCCGCCAGACCGGCGAGGAGACGGCGGGACACGGAGCAACAGAAGGUGGAGGAGCCGGAUGACAUGGAGGAGGAGCCUCCAGAAGACUGGCAGCGGGAGGUGGAGGAGGAAGAGGAGGAGGAGGAAGGGGAAGGGGCGGAGCCUCUAGAAGACUGGCAGCGAGAAGUGGAGGAAGACGACUUGGUGGAGGAAGAGGAGGCGGAGCCAACAGGUCCCCAGGUGCAUGAUGGGAGAGAGAGCAGCAGGACGGAGAUGAGGAAUAGGAAGAUGAUGAUGGUGAGGAUGGGUCUGCCGUUCCUCACUGGAGUCUCCCCCACCGGCUUCCUCUCAGCCAAUAGGAAGCAGCCGGGAGGAACAGACCACCUGGUCCAGGUGAAUGGCAAGCUGUAUCCUCUGGCUAAGAUCCAGUUGGGGAUGAUGGGCGCUCCAUCCGCCAAUCGGCUGGCAGCGUACCUGAUGGGCCGGGUGGGCUCCAACAGGAAGCAGCCGCCCCCCCCGGCCCUCUCCUCGGGGCUUCUGACCCCGCCCCCGCCCCCCCACCCAACCCUCCGUCCGCCACCCGCCCCCCCACCCAACCCUCCGUCCGCCACCGCCCCCCCACCCAACCUCCGCCCCCGUCCACCGCACUCCUCAACCCCUCCCGACAGUGCUCCCCCCGGCAGCUACUCUCCUCCAGUGACUCCGCCCCCCAAAACCUCUAAGGUGUUGAUGCGUCAGUUCCCCAAGGCCCCCACCCAGCUCCCCGGGGCCCCCACCCAGCUCCCCGGGGCCCCCACCCAGGCCCCCGGGGCCCCCACCCAGCUGCCCGGGGCCCCCACCCAACUCCCCGGGGCCCCCACCCAGGCCCCCGGGGCCCCCGCCUUCCGGACCAUGGUGCUGCAGCCGGUGCAGACGGCGUCCGGCGCCCAGUUCUACCGCAGACCGGACGGGAAACUGGUCCAGCUGAUCCCCAUCAACCAGCUGAGACCGGUCCACGCCGAGCCGACCAAUCACAGAGUCCUCCCGUCUUCCGUUCAAACUCCAGGCAACCAAGCGGCUCCAAGCCGCGUAACCGUGGUGACCCCAGUAACCCCCCCCUCCCUGUCCGGCUGCUCCGUGUCCCCCCUGGCCCCCCCGCUUCCCCCCGCCGCCGGCUUCCUGUCUCCGAAGGGGACGUGCACCUUUAAAAUCCUUCCCUCUGACUCCAGCCGGGAACCAAUCACCGUGACCUGUCCCAAGUUCCCCCCAGGACGCCGCUGGGACCCCCCCCCGUCAUCGCUGCACCCACCCCCCUCAUCGUGGCACCCGCCCCCGUCAUCGCUGCACCCCCCCCACCCGCCCCCAUCUCCCUCAAACCCUCCGCGGGCGGGGGGCGAGCUUGGCGUCAAAACAGUGGCUGUGGCUCCGCCCCCGGGGCCUGUGGGGGCGGCGCCUGUGAGGGAGGGGCCUGCGGGGGCGGAGCCUGCGUACAACCUGGUGGACCUGGACAUUAUCUGCGUGGACGAUGAGUUGGAGCCGGUCGCCGCGGAGACGGCAGGCGUGGGGGAGCUGCACGGGUCGAGCAGCGAGACGGACAACUCGUCCGACUUCGGAGACGAACUGGACGGAGACGAAGACAAAGAGACAAAUGUUGACAACCAAGGUGGACAGGGUGGACAUUUUUCUUUGGCCCCCCAGACCUACAAGACAGACAAACAUACAGACAACAUGCCAAACAUACGUUACCUCCACAACGCCCUGGAGAAGCAGCGGCGGGGGAAGCUGCAGCAGCUGUUCCACGCUCUGAAGAGAGAAGUCGGGCUGAGAGAGGAGAGGACCACGAAGAUCUGCACGCUGAAGAAGGCGGUGCAGGUGAUCUCGGCGCUGCGGAGGGCUGGGACCCACCUGGAGAGGAAGAAGAGGAGGCUGACGAAGACCAGGGACCACUUCCUCUCCAUCAUCGCCCCGGCAACAGAGGACCGGGUGAGGUGGAGAAGAGGUGAAGCCGUGAUGGAGGAUGUUUCCACGGAGACGGACCACUCGUCCGAUGAAGAGCGACCCGUUACCACGACGACCAACGUCAUCACCGUCAGCAACGCGGAGAAUGAGGUUCAGAGCGUUGCCAUGGAGACGGUGAAGACCAGCAGUCGUCUGAACGCGGCUCAGAGGCGGCUGGCGAGCAUCAUAAACAUCGACCCACAAAGCAGUUUGAGGUUGAAGGAUCGCAGCGUCUCCACCACCAGACGGCUCCGCUCAGUCAUGGACGGUGAAACGGAGAACAAAAUCCACAGGAAGCUGCAGCACCUGUCCUCCACACAGAGCACAGCCAAUCAGCAGCAAGCUACCCGAGCAGGGGGCGGGACCUCCGACCCUCCAUCAGAAGACUCCUUCCUGCUGACCCAGACUCCCCUGGCCCCCCCCACACCCCAGGCCCUGGCCCCCCCCACUCCACAGGAUAUACACACUCCACAGGCCCCUCCCACUCCACAGGCCCCUCCCACUCAUCUGGCCCCUCCCACUCCACAGGCCCCUCCCACUCAUCUGGCCCCUCCCACUGUGCAGCCCCAGCAGCGUGUCCCGGCCCCCCCCACACCCCUGGCCCCCCCCGCGGCGAGGGACCGCCCGAGGACCGUCCCCAACAUCCUGUCCCGCAGUAAGGUUGCCGCGGCGAUGGCCCCGGGGCUCCUGUCCCUGGGGGGCCCCGUCCUGGCGGUGAGCCCCCUGGUGGCGGCGCCCCCCCCCGCUCCAGGCGUGGCCUCGGUCACUCUGACCAAUCAGCAGCUUCACCUCUCCUCACUGCCCCUCCCCCCGCCCGGUAAGAUCUACAGUAGCCCCGCCCCCCUCACCUUCACCAACCUCACAGGUAACCCACUCACUUAG
Molecule: messenger RNA, 8544 nt
Organism: Etheostoma spectabile (orangethroat darter)
Lineage: Eukaryota; Metazoa; Chordata; Actinopteri; Perciformes; Percidae
Gene: mgaa
Product: MAX dimerization protein MGA a
Biological process (GO): positive regulation of DNA-templated transcription; cell fate specification; regulation of transcription by RNA polymerase II
Cellular component (GO): chromatin; nucleus
Molecular function (GO): DNA-binding transcription factor activity, RNA polymerase II-specific; RNA polymerase II cis-regulatory region sequence-specific DNA binding; protein dimerization activity
Source: RefSeq, a predicted model, not a curated record